AUGGAUCACACUUUCAAAAACAUCACUUUCUCUGAGGAUACCUCAGCCUAUGAGAACUUCACAGACGAUUGGACAUCAGAUGGAGGGGAAACAGUGCAUUUUAUCCUUCGAUGCGUUAUCCCGUCAGUUUACAUACUUAUAAUAACGGUUGGUUUGCUGGGCAACAUCACACUUGUGAAAAUAUUCAUCACAACCAGCGCGAUGCGAAGUGUGCCCAACAUUUUCAUUUCCAGCUUGGCCGUGGGAGAUAUUUUGCUUUUGGUCACUUGUGUGCCAGUGGACGCGUUCCGGUAUUUCUAUGAAGAGUGGAUUUUUGGAACAGUCGCUUGUAAGAUGAUCCCGGUGAUUCAGCUCACCUCGGUUGGAGUCUCCGUUUUCACUCUAACGGCACUAAGCGCAGACAGACACAAAGCUAUUGUGAACCCUAUGGAUAUCCAGACCUCCAGUGCAGUAUUCUGGACCUGCUUGAAGGCCAUCACUAUAUGGGUUGUCUCGGUGCUGCUGGCUAUCCCUGAGGCUGUCUUCUCACAGGUGGUUCAUAUGCCAGACAAGAACAUGACGUUCACUGCCUGUGUGCCAUAUCCACUCUCCAAUGAGAUGCAUCCUAAGAUACACUCAAUUAUGAUAUUCCUCGUCUACUUCCUUAUCCCUCUGAGCAUUAUCUCUGUCUACUACUACCACAUCGCAAGGACACUUAUCAAGAGUGCUCACGAUAUGCCGGGUGAGAUUAGUGAGCACUCCAAAAGACAGACGGAAACAAGGAAGCGUCUAGCCAAGAUCGUUCUGGUGUUCGUGGGCCUUUUUGCGCUGUGCUGGUUCCCCAACCAUGUUCUCUACAUGUACCGCUCCUUUAACUAUCGACAAAUCGACUCUUCACUGUCACACCUCAUUAUCACACUUGUGGCACGCGUUUUAAGCUUCUCUAGCUCCUGUGUUAACCCUUUCGCACUGUACCUGUUGAGCGAGAGCUUCCGAAGGCACUUCAACAACCAGUUGAUGUGCAUGCGGCGCAAAUAUGAAGAGCGCAACACCAGCUACCUCCAAAGCACCUCUGCUAUUCGCAUGACAUCCAUCAGGAAGAGUACACCCGCUGUGGCCAAUGGACAUGGCCAAAACACAGGAGUCUGUAUUUAG
Myxocyprinus asiaticus (Chinese sucker) is the source of this 1134-nucleotide messenger RNA. It is a transcript of the gene nmbr, whose product is annotated as neuromedin B receptor. Gene Ontology annotation, molecular function: G protein-coupled peptide receptor activity. The coding region runs from base 1 to 1134 and encodes 377 amino acids. Gene Ontology annotation, biological process: G protein-coupled receptor signaling pathway. The transcript has 3 exons. The record is from RefSeq and is a predicted model, not a curated record. Gene Ontology annotation, cellular component: membrane. NCBI's taxonomy places the organism in Eukaryota, Metazoa, Chordata, Actinopteri, Cypriniformes, Catostomidae.